Molecule: messenger RNA, 921 nt
Organism: Caenorhabditis briggsae
Lineage: Eukaryota; Metazoa; Nematoda; Chromadorea; Rhabditida; Rhabditidae
Exons: 3
Coding region: 1-921 (306 amino acids)
Biological process (GO): protein ubiquitination; modification-dependent protein catabolic process
Cellular component (GO): cytoplasm; nucleus
Molecular function (GO): protein tag activity; ubiquitin protein ligase binding
Source: RefSeq, a predicted model, not a curated record
AUGACAGAUACUAAUAAAAUGCUGUUGUCGAAAAUUCAAGCGCUUCAAACUGGACUCCAUGAAGUGACAAAUAUUGUUAUCGAGAAUCUGACGUCGCAAAAAAGCCAACAAUAUUUGACAGAAGAGCUCGUCGAGAAUCAAAAAGAGCGCGAAAUUCAAAAGAAGCUAUUCGGAAACUAUGUAGCUGUGCAUGAGAGAACUCUUCUGGAACUGGAAGAUUCUAGAAAAAUACAAAAAGAGCAAGAGGAGAAAAUCAAUAUUAUAACAGAAGAGAAUGAGAAAUUUGACGAAAUUCGUGGGAAAUUUAAUGAAGAAAAUGAGAAAAUUCGCGAAGAAUUGGAGGAUUUUGAAGAAAAUCUGACUUCACAAAAAAGCCAAGAACAGGAAAAUCGAGAAAUUUUGAUCGCGAAGUUGACGGAAGAGUUUGCUGAGUGUGAAAAAGAGCGCGAAAUUCAAAAGAAACAAUUUGAAGAUUAUGUAGAUGUGCACGAGGGAACUCUUCUAGAACUGGAGGAUUCUAGAAAAAUACAAAAAGAGCAAAAGGAAAAAAUCAAUAUCCUGACAGAAGAAAAUGAGAAAUUCAGUGAUAUUCGUCAAAAAUUGAAUGAAGAAAAUGAGAAACUUCGCGAAGAAUUGCAAGAAUUAAAGCUGAAAUUGGAGAGUAUUGAAGAAAACAAAACAUUCCAAAUUUUCGUUCGAAUCAGCAAUUAUAUCACUUUGAGUGUUAAGAAAACCGAUACAAUUGCAGAUGUGAAAGAUAAAAUGUGCAAAAGAGGAUUCCCGUGUAAUGAUUGUUUCCUCAUCUAUGGAGGAAAACUACUGGAAGACAGUUGCGCACUUUUCGAUUAUAAUAUUGAAAAAAACUCUACACUGUUUGUCUCCAAUUCAUUUUACCGGAGCAUUCCGGAUCGUACUCAAUAA